This is a messenger RNA of Alnus glutinosa, 1502 nucleotides long. RefSeq lists its product as uncharacterized. The transcript has 4 exons. NCBI's taxonomy places the organism in Eukaryota, Viridiplantae, Streptophyta, Magnoliopsida, Fagales, Betulaceae. The record is from RefSeq and is a predicted model, not a curated record. The coding region runs from base 39 to 485 and encodes 148 amino acids.
UACAAAUCGUCCGUCUAGUUGUCUCUAAACUUGGGUUUAUGAUGGCGAGAUGGGAUGAGAAUCUGUCCCUUCCUUUACAGAAUCCUCCAACCUUGGAGUUUUCUUCUGCUGACCUUGUGUGGUCAAAGGUGGAAGGUUGGCGUGACAAAACUAAUAGAGUUGUUCUAAUCCCCUUUGCUAGAGUAGAGGAUUUUGUACGGGGUGAAUCAGCAAAUAAAGACUGUCCAACGAGAUUUCAUGUUGAAGCAAGGCGGAGUUGGCCUCCAGAGAUGGCUUACAAGCCAAAAGUUGAUGGAAUUCUUGAAUACAUUCUGUAUUGGUGUUCUUUUGGUCCUGAUGACUACAGGAAGGGUGCAUUGUAUGACCCAGUAGGGCUACUUAUGUCCCUUUUCUCAAAAAAAAAAAAAGGGCUACUUAUGUCCCAAAGAAGAAAAAUGCUGGCCGGCCAAAUACUAAGAGGGGGUGCACCCGCCACUUUAUCGUGAAACGCUUAAUUGCUGAACCAUCAGUACCGCUCAUCAUAUAUGAUGACGAUAAGCAUGUAGAUAUAUAAGAAGGGGUUGCCAUGCCAUGGUCCACAGGACAAGAAGGCUGCUGGAACGCUUGCUAUGUUUGCCCCAUAUAUCUAAGAGGGCCUCAGUUUGCGUGUCUUAUCUCUACUCUAUGUUGGGGUUUCUGUGGAGACCAUAAUGCAAAGACACAAUGAAUCAGUAGAGAGACAGGGUGGGCCUUGUAACCGUGAUGACCUUUUAACGCACCGGUAUGUUCGGAGACAGGAGAGGAGCAUCCGACGUUCUACAUAUGAACUGGAUGCAGAUGAUGCAGUCGGCAUCAGUAUGUGGGUUGAAGGCCACCAGGGUCAUGUUUUCUUUUAUGAAGAUUUCUCUGAUUCCGAACCUAUCACUUUUGGCAUUCAAACAGAGUGGCAGUUGCAACAAAUGAUUUGAUUUGGGAACCGCAGCCUUCUGGCUUCUGAUUCAAGGUUUGGAGCAAACAAAUUAAAGGUGCAUGGAUUGCAGCGCUAAAAUCUCUUCCACUUGCCAGCCAGGAGACAUGCGCAGCAAUGGAGUUUUACCACAACCAAUUAAAGCUCAGGCUGUUGAAUGAGAAGGACCCUGGUGUUUAUCAACGUGCCUAUUGGUUGGUUGAUAAGUUGGGUACAAAAGUGCAUUCUUACUUCUGGCUUGAUUAGUACUCAGGGAAGGAUGAUUUUUCACGAUAUUGGAGAGAUGAGUGGGUGAGUGGUUUAACAUCUUGGCGCAAAGCAUUAAAGAUUCCAGACUCUGAUGUUGUCAUAGAAGGUAGAUGUGCAAAAGUUGUUGACCAGCUUAAUCAAGAUAAAGCUUAUGUUGUCUGGAACCCUGGUUCGCAGUUUGGUAUUUGCAAUUGAUAUGGAUUGUGCUAAUCAAGAUAAAGAGUUGGUAAAUGAGAGUAACUUUAUGGAUGAGGAUGCAUCAUCUCGUAAUGACAAUUGUAAGUAUAGUGAUCACAUGGGUAAGGUG